Solanum tuberosum (potato) is the source of this 1516-nucleotide messenger RNA. RefSeq names its product UDP-glycosyltransferase 74G1-like. Gene Ontology annotation, molecular function: quercetin 7-O-glucosyltransferase activity; quercetin 3-O-glucosyltransferase activity. NCBI's taxonomy places the organism in Eukaryota, Viridiplantae, Streptophyta, Magnoliopsida, Solanales, Solanaceae. The annotation marks the transcript as partial. The transcript has 2 exons. The record is from RefSeq and is a predicted model, not a curated record.
CAAACAAGAGUGACUAUCUAAAGAAAUUACCCUCAAAUUUCUCUGCAUGACAUAAAUUGAGACAAAAAAAAUAACAUAUAUUGAGUUCAUGCUGCCACGAGCUCCUAUAACUAGUAUUGGUAAGAUUUAUAUGUCACUAGUACAUUGUACCCAAUAAUUGCCUUAUGUCAUUGCACAUGUUGGCAAUAAAAAGUUGGAAUAUACAAUAGGAAGAAGCCAACACACUUUGUAAGGCAUAUUGAUCCAAAUUGUACACUUCAACUCUAUCGACUAACUAUAAGAACCACAAGAUUUUCCCAUCCAUAAAUUGUCAUUCCUUCAAUUGAGAAGUUGCAUAAGAUUUUAAGAAGAACGAAAACGAUUUCUACAUCGUACUUACUAGGGUUGAUUUCUCAGAUAAUUAUUUAGCUUAAGUUGAUCAUAAAGCAUCUUUCUUCUUGAUUGAUUUUUCCUUCAGCCAUUAAUUGAGAAGUAGCAAGAGAUGACUACUCACCAGGCUCACUGUUUGAUUUUGUCAUAUCCAGUCCAAGGUCAUAUCAACCCAAUGCUCCAAUUCUCCAAACGUUUACAAUCCAAACGUGUUAAAAUCACUAUAGCACUCACAAAAUCCUUUUUGAAAAACAUGAAAGAAUUGCCAACUUCUAUGUCAAUCGAGGCCAUAUCUGAUGGCUAUGAUGAUGGUGGUCGCGAUCAAGCAGGAUCUUUCGUUGCCUAUGUUACACGAUUCAAAGAAGUUGGCUCGGAUACUCUUUCUCAACUUAUUCAAAAAUUGGCAAAUAGUGGAUGCCCUGUAAAUUGCAUAGUAUAUGAUCCAUUCCUCCCUUGGGCUGUUGAAGUUGCAAAGAAUUUUGGAUUAAUUAGUGCUGCAUUUUUCACACAAAAUUGUGCUGUGGAUAACAUUUAUUACCAUGUACAUAAAGGGGUAAUAAAACUUCCACCUACUCAAAAUAAUGAAGAAAUAUUAAUUCCUGGAUUUUCAAGUCCAAUUGAGGCAUCAGAUGCACCUACUUUUGUUAUUGAUCCUGAAGCAGAAAGAAUACUUGAAAUGUUGGUCAAUCAAUUCUCAAAUCUUGACAAAGUGGAUUGGGUCCUAAUCAAUAGUUUCUAUGAGUUGGAAAAAGAGGUAAUUGAUUGGAUGUCCAAGAUGUAUCCAAUCAAGACAAUUGGACCAACAAUACCAUCAAUGUACUUAGACAAGAGACUACAUGAUGACAAAGAGUAUGGCCUUAGUAUCUUCAAGCCAAUGACAAAUGAAUGCCUAAAUUGGUUAAAUCAUCAACCAAUUAGCUCAGUGGUGUAUGUAUCAUUUGGAAGUUUAGCCAAAUUAGAAGCUGAGCAAAUGGAAGAAUUGGCAUGUGGUUUGAGGAAUAGCAAUAAAAACUUCUUGUGGGUUGUUAGGUCCAUUGAAGAACCCAAACUUCCCAAGAACUUUAUAGAGGAGUUAAAAUUAACAAGUGGCAAUAAUAAAGGACUAGUGGUGUCAUGGUGUCCACAAUUACAAGUGUUGGAACAUGAA